GGCACAGAGGGUCGUGCUCUGGCAAGACACUUCGGCUGCGAGUACAUCGAGACAUCAGCAAAACACAAACUUAAUGUGGACGAAGCCUUCUAUACGCUUGUCCGAGAGAUCAGGCGACACAAUAAGCAGACAGGCCGUCCCGCGCAGCCCGGUAUGCAUACGGAGCCUGGCAACGCAUCAAGGGCCGACUCCGACGAUGCCGGCUGCUGCGGUAGAUGCAUCGUCGCGUGAUCGCCUGUGCCGCCUUCGUGAACCCGUACUCCUGUCUCGCAGAUGUAUCCAUAUGUAAUUCUCCACUUUUCCCUUUUUGGUUGUGUACUCGCCAGCCGUGCGUUGGAUUAGUCCUUCAGGUCCGGUCCGCCAUAGGCCGCACGGCAACCUCGUCAUUGAGUCUGAUCGAAUAGCAGAUGCCAGUACUUGUAGAAUUAAACUGUAUAAGUGAUUGGGUGGAUGACAAACCGAUCGUUUGCUGCACCUGGCCAGAGUGUGGAAAUAGCAUUCUGCUUCGCUUAGCAGAACCAUCAGGACUAUGCAACUCGCCCUUCAUUAUAUCUGCACCUCGUGAAUUACUCUUGUUUGACAUUGGCAAACUGCGACGCAUUUUGCUUACUGCAAACCGGGUGUCAGAGCCUCUUGAGCUGAGAGUGGUUGACAUUCCUAAGAUUUGCGCUGUUAUAUUCGCGCCGUCAGAUAUGGAGAGCUUUAUGUGGCUGGGCCACGAAGACGGAGAGGAGCAGCAGUUGUUGUAUUGUCAGUCUAUGCGCGCUUUCAUCCUUUCACUGCUGCGUCGUAGCCAUGAUGAGAUGACCAGCUCAACCAGGGUGUGCAGAUAUUUUCUUAUUCGGACGACAUCAUUAUUUGCUUUUCGGUCUCGAGAGUCCCCAUACCAGCGUUAACGAAAAGGCUUGCUGAGCAGUUGUAAACGACAGCUUUCAAU
This is a messenger RNA of Laetiporus sulphureus 93-53, 937 nucleotides long. RefSeq lists its product as uncharacterized. The coding region runs from base 408 to 896 and encodes 162 amino acids. Lineage: Eukaryota; Fungi; Basidiomycota; Agaricomycetes; Polyporales; Laetiporaceae. The record is from RefSeq and is a predicted model, not a curated record. The transcript has 4 exons.